GUCAUGUUCAAUCCAUACGAUUGAACUUUCUAUAGACAACACACCAUGACCAUACAGGAGUUAUUGGAGGGCAGAAUUGACUUCAAAGGGCAAAAGAGGGCGGAUGACAUUGUUCGUGUGGCACUCAUCACCAGCACAUUCCUAUCAUUUGUGAUUGGGUUCACCUUCAGCUCUCUCAUGAUAACAAUGAGUACGUUCGCACUCUGUACUGUUGCCGUGUGUCUGGUUGUCCUGCCCCCAUGGCCCAUGUUCAAUCAACAUCCAGUGAAAUGGCUAUCUGUGCAAGAUCACAGUCAGAAGUAAUACUCGGUGUUUAUUUUGAUAUCAUUACCUGCUGCGGGCGCGGGGAGGCAGGGCUUCUGCUUCCUUUCCUGAUAAUCUACUCGUAUUUGCAUAAGAGUGAGUCUUAUUAAUACUGCUGCUUCGGUGCGCUUCGACAGCCUGAGAGCACCAGGUAAGCUUGUCACUCAGCGGUUGUUAUCUUUGCUUCCUCACAUGAAUCCAUCGUGCGCGUUUGGGGCUGUGAUUUCUCCACGACAGUUGGCAUCGCUACCUCUGAGU
This is a messenger RNA of Suillus paluster, 561 nucleotides long. RefSeq names its product microsomal signal peptidase 12 kDa subunit. Gene Ontology annotation, cellular component: endoplasmic reticulum membrane; signal peptidase complex. Gene Ontology annotation, biological process: protein targeting to ER. The coding region runs from base 46 to 303 and encodes 85 amino acids. The transcript is spliced from 4 exons. The record is from RefSeq and is a predicted model, not a curated record. NCBI's taxonomy places the organism in Eukaryota, Fungi, Basidiomycota, Agaricomycetes, Boletales, Suillaceae.